Messenger RNA from Bactrocera oleae (olive fruit fly), 1433 nucleotides. The record is from RefSeq and is a predicted model, not a curated record. NCBI's taxonomy places the organism in Eukaryota, Metazoa, Arthropoda, Insecta, Diptera, Tephritidae.
AAUAAAGCAUUCCAGGCAAUUUCAACAAUUACAAAAUCUUCACCAUCUAACAUUUGAACCGUUGAAAAAACUACAAUACAUAGUAAAUACAAACUAUACGAACAAAUAUAACACGUACAUGCACAACAAUAUCAUACAAGUAUUUCCAAAAAUGAAAUCAAUAUUUUUUAAAUAAAUUUUUUUUUCGAAGACCUAACUUUGGUAACUUUUAGCAUCCACUAAAAGCCCGGUAGAAAAAUAUUAUACCUCAUUAAAAUGAGAAGAAUGGAUAGAUUAUGUACAUAUUUUUACUUUUUUAGUAAAUUGUAUAUUAUAAUUAAUAAUGAUAUGUGAAACAAGCUUAAUUUCGAACUUCGAGGACAAGUAUAUGUCACUUUAAUAUAGCAUUUAAGAACACUGGAAGAAAUCAAUGUCUGUCAAAUACAAAAGCCUUAACUGUUAAUAGAUACAUAUGUAAUACAUAAUACAGAAGUCCCAUAAUUUGUAGUAGUACCCAUAUAGUAUACAUGGUGAUUUAAUCUAAACUAAUGUUAGUUUGCUAUGUAGGUAUAUGCGUCCGUUUUUUUUUUAGUGUCAUAUCUCUUAUACGUACACCAUGGAGCAAGUAUUUAAACUUACUUAUCAAAAGGCAAAAACAAUAACUCAGUGGGCACUGUUCAGAAGAUACAAUACUAUAUUAGACAUAAGUAUUAAAGCAAACACUUUCUCAUUUCAAAUAAAAUAAAUUAUCGCAUGAUCUUUGGACAUUCCUCUAUUCCAAAUGGUAUAUAAAGUGGUAUAUUCACUAUUUUGGAGCAGUCCCAUUCUUAUUAUUGGAAAAGCAAAUUUUACAGAAAUGUACUUCAAACAAGUAUUCAUUUUAAGCUUCAUCUUUUUUGCGAGCGUCAGUGCUCGUUCAAUACGUGAGGUUGCAUCUAAUCAAGAAGCUCCAUCGAUUUUGAAUUUAUUUGAGACUAUUAAUGAGAAUUUUAAGAAAUUUGGAGAUACGGUUUCAAAGUCAUUUAACGCACAAAAGUUUGAAGAAAGUGGACGAGAUGUUGCUAAACAAUUAGAUGAGUGGGGUGCAAAUAUCAAAAAAGAGACUGAAAACUUAAAAGAUAACGAAGCUGUCAAGAGUUUAAGAGAAUCUGUAGAUAAAGCUUUAGAAGAAAUCAAACAAUCGCCUGAUGUAAAAGUCGUACUUGAAAAAUAUAAAACUGGAGCAGAUGCGUUUUUAGUCAAAAUAAACAAAAUAAAGGAGACUGAAGAACCAAAGUUGCAGGGCCUUUCCCAGAAGAUUUUGGAACAAACCACUACAACACUGCAGGAUAUUGCCAAUAUUUUUCAACAAGAUGUAAAACAAUAAAUUAAUGCUUUAAUAUAGCUGCGCGAAAAAUACCUAAGUGCAUAUUUUCUUAAAAAAUAAAAUUUAAAGUGACUAUUUACGAUCGUGA